Haemonchus placei is the source of this 1170-nucleotide messenger RNA. The record is from the annotation of a GenBank genome assembly. Lineage: Eukaryota; Metazoa; Nematoda; Chromadorea; Rhabditida; Trichostrongylidae.
UUGUCUGGCUUCCUUUUUCCGAAAUUAGUAGUAGUAGAAUCAGUCAAUCGUUACUCGGUGCUCAAACUCUUUUUCCAGGAAGGUUUCAUAGAAGGAGAUGAAGGCGAGCCGACAUACAUAAUUCGACAAAAGGAAAUCGCUGAUGCCGUGGACAUUGCCAAUGCUAGCAAGGCUGGUUUUCUUCUUCGCGAAAUGGCGAUGUACCAUUGUUACUUUGAACUUCACCUUGAAAAUUUUGGACCAUACCGAAUCUGCUACACGGAUAAUGGGCGUCAUCUUUUGUUAGGUGGCAAGAAAGGCCAUAUAGCGGCAUUAGAUUGGCAAACCAAGAAACUUCAUUGUGAGAUCAAUGUUAUGGAGACAGUUCGCGAUGUUCAGUGGCUGCACACAGAAAACCUUUACGCUGUUGCUCAGCGACAUUAUACGUACGUGUACGACAAUCAGGGAACGGAGCUGCAUUGCGUAAAACAGUUACAUGAAAUCCGUCGGUUAGAAUUUCUGCCCCGACAUUUCCUCUUAGUGGGAUCUUCAGGCACUGGAUGGCUUCAUUGGCUCGAUGUCUCCAUAGGGAAAAUGGUGAUGUCGUUUCCAGCCCGCAUGGGUUCACUCGAUGUUAUGUGUCAAAAUCCCGGCAAUGCUAUCAUCCAUACAGGACACGAUAGCGGUACUGUUUGUUUGUGGUCACCUAAUGUGAAAGAACCAUUAGUAAAAAUGCUGGCACAUCAAUCUUCUAUACGAGGUAUGGAUAUAGAUCAGACGGGCAAGUAUAUGGUGACGACAGGGCUCGAUCGAAAGUGCAGGGUAUGGGAUGUACGAAUGUAUAAACAAUUACAUGCGUUUUCCCUCCCAUUCGGACUUUCAAAUGUAGCUAUCAGUCAACGUUUAGCUGUGGCAUGCGCCGUAGGUAAUACUGUGCAGAUAUUCAAAGACAUGCAUCUCGGUAUUUGUCAUGAACCCUACCUCGUCAAUCGUUGUGGUGGUCCGGCUACAGAUUUAGCCUUUGUUCCAUAUGAAGAUGUCCUUGGUGUUGGUCACGGCGGCGGAUUCACAAGUAUGCUGGUUCCAGGGUCCGGGGAGGCUAACGUUGAUGCCAUACAUGCGAACCCGUAUGAGACGAAGAAACAACGCAGGGAGAGAGAAGUGAAACAGCUCCUUGACAAAGUAAUUUAG